AUGACGACCGCCGCCAUCUCUAUGUCGCUCAAUCACCACCACCAUCUCGACGCCCGUUCAGGUUAUCCCGGCAACAACAACACCAGUCGCAACUUCAACCAGAAGCUCGCCUCCGACGCGUUCCUGCCCUCUGCUGCAUUUGAUCACUUCACCUCACCGCCGCUCAACAGCAAUCGCUACACCGCCGCCAACACCAACAGCAACGUCGCAUCGUUCCUUUCACCUCUACCGAGCGGGUUCCCUCCUUCCGCCCUCCCGAACAAUCAGAGCAAUCUGCCACACUCGCCGUCGGGCAGUUUGCCAAAAGCAUCCAAUCAACAAUAUCGAAACCAAAGCGUACCGGCUGUUCAUGGUCGUGCCGGUCUACCGCCGUACCAUUAUAGUUCUCCUGACGUCAGCAGCGCUGGGUCACUCUACAGGUCCAUCUCUGCAGAUGCGACUUCGCAACCCGCACACCUGCCGUACGCGCACAGCAACAACAACCAGCUCGUCCAGCGUCUGGCGCAGCAAAACUCCCUCAUUCGCGAAGCCUGGGAAGCCGAACGAAACUACCUCGAGGCCAAUCGCCGACGCGCAGAGGAAGUGUACCAGGAAGAGCGUGUCAUCAUGGAGGAGGUCCGCGAGGGAUGGGAGAAUGAAAAAGCGACAAUGCUGCGGGAAAAUCAACUGCUGAAAGAACGUAUCCAGCGCCUCGAGGGCGAGAAUCAGACACUGAGGAGCGUGGCCGCGCAGACCGUGCAGGCUACCGGCGUCAUGUCACCGCUGGCCAGUCAACGCGGGAGCAGUGUCGAUACAUCGGUCGAAUCUGGCCCGAUCGGACACCCACUAUCCCAGCAUCACUCACAUCAAAGCCAGCAGCCUACCGUCGACCCUCUCUCGCUGCCCCCUGGUCUCGACGGUGCGGCUCGGCGACCUCAUCACUUCAGUCCCAAUGGCGGUCAUUCGAGGACUUCGCCUACAGGUCAGCCCGAGUUGUCGCCGUUUAUUCCUCUCGACCCUCGAAUGCAACCACAGUCUAGCACGGCCAGAGACUUUCUGCACAAGGAUACGAUUCCAGAGGAGAACGAGAAUGUGCCCACAAUCGAUAUCCAUGAAGUUGAUCCCAAGCUUGAAGGCAUCUCGCUCAGAGCCACUGCAUUGCAGCGUACCACAUUCGGCGAGUCCAACAAAGGUUCGCCAGCGACGUCACCUCCUGUGACUGGGGAUGCAGCCCAGACCGAACGUCCUGGUAUUGCGAAGCGGUUGUCCUCAAAAGAUCAAACGAUCCAGGUCUUGCGAGCCGGCGAGACACGGCGGCUUACGAUGCACGCCGGUCACACGCCGAACCACUCGCUUUCGCUCUUCCCAACAAUGAGUGUCGCCGGCACAGAGGCUGCUGGCACGCAGGAGGGAGGCACCGCACCCUCCUCGGGUGUGCCGUCACCAGCGCCCGAACCUGAGCAUGUCGAGAAACCUGAUGAAACGGCAGUCGCUGCUGUGGUGGAGCCUCCGGUCGACACGCAGCCUUCCAAUGAGCUCGACGCUCCUGACGAUGAGAACGAUGAGCUGCUGGAGGCGGCUGAGGACAAGCGCCUGAAAGGCCCACUCAUGGUGAAGAACAUCCCUGCGCAGGACGAAAUCUUCUGGGACCGAGUGAACAAAAAGCUUGAGCCCAUCAGCCAAGGCCUUGAUGCGCUACCCACCGUCAUGCGUGCCUGCCAAGAUGUUGUCGAGGAAUCCGGCGUAGCAUACGGUCAGCCGUCGCAUCGGCGAGGUGUCGCCCAUGUCGACGCUGACGCCUCCACGCUUGACGAUCCCGAAUCCAGUAGUGAGAAGGUUAUUGAAGGCGAUGUCCCUCUGAAGCUCAAAACAACCACCAACUUUGGCGCACCUUUCGGAAUGGCGUAG
Emericellopsis cladophorae is the source of this 1887-nucleotide messenger RNA. RefSeq lists its product as uncharacterized. Bases 1 to 1887 code for a protein of 628 amino acids. The transcript has a single exon. NCBI's taxonomy places the organism in Eukaryota, Fungi, Ascomycota, Sordariomycetes, Hypocreales, Bionectriaceae. The record is from RefSeq and is a predicted model, not a curated record.